This is a messenger RNA of Paramecium octaurelia, 1123 nucleotides long. Lineage: Eukaryota; Ciliophora; Oligohymenophorea; Peniculida; Parameciidae. The record is from the annotation of a GenBank genome assembly.
AUGGGAAUAGUUUGUUGUUCAAACUAGGAUGUUGGGAGGUUAAAUCUGUAAGGAGAUUUUGGAUUGAUCCCUACAGACGACAUAUCUUUGGAUGAAACAAAAAUUAUCAAAAUUCAAACAAGUGUUAGAUGUAAUUGUGCUGCCAAUAAAUUUAGGUUAUUUAAAGAAACAAAAAAUAGUGGAAUAGCAAGUUACUCUUAUCACUCAAAAUUAAGUGGAAUCUAAUUUUACCCAAUAAAAUGUCUCAGUGGUAGAAAUGAUACCAAAAGAUGCACAAAAAGUAGAAUGGCCUUUAAAUUUGCAUUUAUCUAUACAAAAUAAAUUGAAAGAAUUGAUUCCCCUUCAAUAGAACAGCUAUCCUUGUUAUUUAUUGAAUGAUGGAUGCCAAUACCAAGGAUAAUUUUUAUAGUUUUAAAAAGAAGGAUUUGGUAGGUAAAUAGAUAUUGAUGGCACUUUGUACGAAGGAACGUUUAAGAGGGAUCAAAAGUCAGGCAAGGGAAGACAAAUUGGUUGUGAUGGGAGUUUGUAACUAAUGAAUUAAUUCUAGAUAUGAAGGGAACUUCGAAGAUAAUGAAUUUAAUGGAUAUGGGGAAUUUUAAGAUUAAAAUGGAUUCAUCUAUAAAGGAGAAUGGAAACAAUAAUUGUUUCAUGGUGAAGGACAUGAAAUUAAUUAAUAAUUCGAAUAUAAAGGCGGAUACAAAUUUGGACAUCGUCAAGGAUAUGGGGAGAUUACAUAUCAAGAUGGAAGCAAAUAUUUGGGAGAAUUUUAGAAAAAUAAUUAUGAGGGAUUUGGUAUCUUUUUGUAUGAGGAUGGAAGAAAAGUAAUAAAAAUAUCCAAUUUAGUAUGAAGGUUAGUGGGUAAAUAAUUAAAUGCAUGGAAAAGGUACAUUCACUUGGCCAGAUGGACGUGAGUAUUCUGGGAAUGUAAAUAAGUAUAUGCCAAUUAUUUUAGUAUUCCUUCGACUUGAAGGAAGGAUUUGGAAUUUUUAAGUUUCCAAAUGGAAGCAGUUAUAGAGGAACAUGGAAAUAGGGAAAGUAACAUGGUCAUGGAGUUAUGGUGUCUGAGCUAGGAGAUUAAAGGGAAGGUGAAUGGAUAGAAGGGCGAAGGAUAAAGUGGAGAUGA